Messenger RNA from Sinocyclocheilus rhinocerous, 2463 nucleotides. Its product is annotated as NACHT, LRR and PYD domains-containing protein 3-like. Bases 1 to 2445 code for a protein of 814 amino acids. The transcript is spliced from 9 exons. The record is from RefSeq and is a predicted model, not a curated record. Gene Ontology annotation, molecular function: protein binding. Lineage: Eukaryota; Metazoa; Chordata; Actinopteri; Cypriniformes; Cyprinidae.
AUGUCGACAAUAAACGCAGAAGACAACAGGGAUUCCUGCACAUCUUUCAAUGGACUGAACGAUUUUGUGGAGAGAUCAGACUCUUCUGGCCCUAGUGUUUUGUCCAUGAAGAGCGACCGAUCGAUGCAAAUGCCAAUUCAUUUGAAAAAUGGAUCAAUGGAAAAAAGACGUGAUUCAGAAAACCCUGAUGCCAAAAUUCAUAGAUUAAAAUCAGAAACAAAAAAGAAGCAUCUGUACAUUUUUGAAGGACUUGCAAAGCAGGGAAACUUAACACUCCUGAAUGAGAUCUACAUAGAGCUCUACAUCACAGAGGGAGGGAAUGGAGAGAUCAGUAAUGAACAUGAAAUUAAAAGGAUAGAAAAAACAUUGAAGACUGCAGCAGGAGCAACAAUACCAAUCAAAUGCAAUGAAAUCUUUAGAGCUUUACCUGGACAAGGCAAACCCAUCAGAACUGUGCUGACAAAAGGAGUCGCUGGCAUUGGAAAAACAGUCUCUGUGCAGAAGUUCAUCCUGGACUGGGCUGAAGGGAAAGAGAAUCAGGACGUCCAGCUCAUAUUUCCACUUCCUUUCAGAGAGCUCAAUCUGAUGAAGGACAAAAAACUCAGUCUUUCAGAUCUUCUUUACAUCUUUUUUCCUGAUACCAAAGAAAUGGAAAUCUCCAGUGACAAAUAUAAAAGAAUCAGUGAUCAGAGUCUGGCCGAUAGAAUCAUCUCACACCUGAAGUCAUCAAGGAGCCUCUACAUCAUGUGCCACAUCCCAGUGUUCUGCUGGAUCUCAGCCGCUGUUCUCGAGAAGAUGUUGAGUCAAGCAGAGAGUGGAGAGAUUCCCAAGACUCUCACUCAAAUGUACACACACUUCCUGAUGGCACAGAUUAACAUCAAAGACAUGAAGUACAAUGAGAAAAAGGACAAAGACAAAGAGAUGAUUUUCAAAUUAGGGAAACUGGCAUAUGAGCAACUGGAAAAAGGCAACCUGAUCUUCUAUGAGGAAGACCUGAGAGAGUGUGGCAUUGAUGUGACAGAAGCAUCAGUGUACUCAGGAUUGUGCACUCAGAUCUUCAGAGAGGAGUUUGGCUUGUAUCAGGGGAAAGUCUUCUGUUUUGUUCAUCUCAGCAUUCAGGAACAUCUAGCGGCUCUAUAUGUGCACCUCUUCUUCCACAAUGGCGGCAAAAAUGUGCUUGUAGUGGGUGAAGCAAAGGAAUCAGAUAUUAAUGUUAUACUCAAAUGUGCAGCUGAUAAAACUUUAGAAAGUAAGAAUGGACAUCUUGAUCUCUUUCUUCGCUUUCUCAUGGGACUUUCAAUGGAGUCAAAUCAGGCUCUCCUAGAUAGGUUUUUGAUGAAAAGAAAAAUCUUUCCCCAGGACACAGUGAAAACUAUUAACUAUCUUAAGGAAAUUUUAAAAACAUGUUGUCCAGAAAUGAGUGUCCUUCUGUUCCACUGUCUAAAUGAACUUAAUGAUCAUUCUCUAUAUGAUGAAAUCCAAAGGUACAUGACCUUGGGAAAAGUUAAAGAAAUCCAGUCCCAAGAACUUGGGUUGGCUCUGAUGUACAUUUUAAUGACAUCAGAUGAGCAGUUUGAUGAAUUUGAACUACGUAAAUAUGGUAGAUCAGACAGAAUCCUUAACUGGCUGCAACCUGUAAUCAAGUUGUCUACCAAGGCCUGGUUGCAUGACUGCAAUAUCACAGAAAGCGGCUGUUUAACACUGUCUACGCUUCUUUCAUCACUAUCCAAUGUGAGAGAGAUGGACCUGAGCCACAACAACCUGCAGGACUCAGGGGUAGAAAUACUCAGUGCAGGAGGAAAGAAAUCACGCUAUGCACCAAAACUAAUGAGGAAAUGGUUAGGCAUUAAGGAAAAUGAAGAAAACAAUCUCCAUUAUGAAGCUUUUAUGUCUGCCACUGCUGGACUACAGGACACAGAGUGCACACUGGAAUCCUUGAAUCUGGAGAACUGUGGAGUAACAGAAGCAGGCUGUGUUUACCUGAGCAAAGCUCUGAGUUCAAACCCUUCACACCUGAGAGUGCUGGACCUGAGCUGUAAUGACAUAGGAGACUCUGGAGUGAAACAUCUCUGUGCUUCUCUGGUGAAAGUUCAGUGUGCAUUUGAAACACUGAGGUUGGACAAAUGUGAAAUCACUGAGAAAUGUUGCACCGCUUUAGCUUCAGCUCUCAGCUUAAAGACCUCCAGUCUGACAGAUCUGGAUCUGAGCAUUAAUGAUCUGCAAGACUCAGGGGUGAAGAAGCUCUGUCUCGGACUACAAAGUCCUCACUGUAAACUAGAGAAGCUAAGGUUGUCCAAGUGUAAAGUUACACAUGAAGGUGUGACAGCACUGACUGAAGCUCUGAAAUCAAAUCCAUCCCACCUGAAAGAACUUGAUCUCCUUGAGAAUGAUCUGGAAGAGUCAGACUUAAAUGUGCUCUCCAUGAUAUUGGACAAGUCAUCAUAAAACAGUGAUCAUUUAGAU